Tauraco erythrolophus (red-crested turaco) is the source of this 1773-nucleotide messenger RNA. The record is from RefSeq and is a predicted model, not a curated record. NCBI's taxonomy places the organism in Eukaryota, Metazoa, Chordata, Aves, Musophagiformes, Musophagidae.
AUGAUGAUGGUGAUGAUGGUGAUGAUGAUUGCUGUUACUGUGUACCGUGGGCACGUGCUGCUCCCGAGCGGAGCCGGCGCGCCCGGGCCCUGCGGGGCGGCUCGUAGCGCGUCCCGGGCGAGGCGUUGGCUCCGCGGGGGACACGCUCUCGCUGCAGGUCUGGAGACCUUCGUCUCCGUUGCUAAGGCGCUGCCGUCGCCUGAAAUAUAUGAUGUCGUGGAGGGAUACGUGAAAAUUUCCAUGGAGUGCGCUGAAAUAUUCAAACUUCUGGACGGAGAAAGGAAGCCUGAAAGUGAAAUGCUAUUAAUCUUUCAAGCUCUAGAGGCCAUUUUACUGAGGACAGCCAGUGACCUCUCCCAUUUUUCUGUUGUGGGAAUGAACAUAGUUAAAAAGUUGAUUCAUUCCUACAUGAGAUUGGUCUAUGCUGCUUUGUAUUCUGAAAAUCACAGGAUGAGCCGCAUGUGCCUUACCCUGUUGUCAGCAAUGGUGGCUCAGGGGCCAGAUUCAGCAAGGGAUGUGUAUAGCCAUUUUGAUUUCAAUAACAAGUUUCUGCCUGGAUUAUUGAAAAAAAGAUGUAAGAAGGGGAGAACUGAUGUCCGUAUGGCCUAUAUUCAGUUUGCUCUCUCCUUUUUAAUUGCUGGUGACAAUGCAAUCUUGACACAGGUGCUGGAAUUAAAAGAUUUCAUUCCAGAUAUUCUUCGCUCUGAAAUAAAGGAAGACAAGGUUUCUACUGUCAAUCUUCUACUUUCCACACUGAGAACUAAGGUGGUUCAAAACAAAAAUAUCACCAAAACGCAGAAGGUGACUCAAGGUUCUGAAGAGGUAGGGAAGAUGAUGGUACGGGAACUGGUUCAUAAUUUCUUAAUGGACCUCUGCUGCUCUCUGAAGCAUGGCAUAACUUUCUAUGAUCCAAGUCUUGGAACUUCUGGCAAGGGAGGAAAUGUGGUGCUUCUGCGCUUUCUGCUUGGUUUAAAAACUGCAACAGAAGAUGAAAUGGUUGCUGAUCUUUUGGUGAAUGUUCUUAAAGUAUGCCCAGAUUUAUUGAAUAGAUACUUUAAGGAGACUCAGUAUUCCUUUGUUCCUAGACUGAAGUCUGCUUGGAUGGACAAUAUGAAGUUACUCAAAAAGAUCUAUGAGGCUCAACCGGAGAUCUCCAAUUCUUUUAAGACUUCAGAGUUUAUUCCUCUUCCCAGGUUGCUUUCUAUGGUGAUGUUACCCAGCACAGUAGUGAAGCACAGCAUACUGUCACUUGUAUCAAUGGUUCUGAGAAGAGCCUUGAAGAAUAUUGAUUACUGUUUGAAUGAAGAAACUUGGCAAAAGUCAGAAGUCUUCACACUGUCAAUGAUGCAGGAAUUUGUACAGCUGUACAGAGAAGCCAUCAGCAAGCUUUUACCAGACAUGAACAAUAUAGUGGCUGUCUGGCAGUCCCUUCUGAAGCAAGAGAGAGAACACCGCAGUGGCCAAGACGAGAAGAGGGAAAGUGAUACCUCCACUGUGAAGGCAACGACUGAGGCAGCAGAAGUUGCUGAACAGCAUGGUUCAGAUGAUGCUGAGACACUGUUUCUGAAAGCUGCACUGCUUCAGGUCAUAUGCCUUUAUCAGAAGGUUGUGCCCCACUUGGUAGCACGGAGCAACUUCGAUUUUAGCAAGCUGCUAAAAGGUAUCGUCACUGAAAAGGGUCUCCGAGAGGAGGUCCCUCCUGUUCUGCAGCACCAUAUACUGAAAGUGGCUUUGGAACUUCCUGCAAAUAAAUUUGCCUGGUUCAGAGUACAG